Messenger RNA from Schizosaccharomyces cryophilus OY26, 3499 nucleotides. RefSeq names its product guanyl-nucleotide exchange factor Sec74. Gene Ontology annotation, biological process: regulation of ARF protein signal transduction. Bases 563 to 3442 code for a protein of 959 amino acids. Lineage: Eukaryota; Fungi; Ascomycota; Schizosaccharomycetes; Schizosaccharomycetales; Schizosaccharomycetaceae. The record is from RefSeq and is a predicted model, not a curated record. Gene Ontology annotation, molecular function: guanyl-nucleotide exchange factor activity. The transcript has a single exon.
GCCUUUUUCAGCGAGUGCCUUCACUGCCUGUCAAUUACUACCCAAACUAGUUUUGUUUGUGUACCUGUUUUAGGCUUGGCAUACAGCAUCUGCAUUUUCUUAUUUACUUUGCAUUCUUUUCUGGAAUCCUUGAACUCUCCUAGCUACCUAUUGCUAUGGUGUAGGAGCUUUUGCAGCUUUUCUUUAGAGGAAUUGGACAAAGAUACUUAUUUCUUCUUUUAGCCCCUUUGGUUUUAUAUAAUAAACUCUAUUUGCUUUCAAUUCGGGUUUUCCGUUUCAUUUUUUACAAGCAAACUAUUUCUGGUUUCGUUUUUUUCUCUAUUCUACUUCUUCUGUUCUCUUUGUCCAUUCAUGAUUCUCUCAUAUGUUUUUUCUCUCUGAGUAAUCCAAAAAGCUGUUUUUAACACUUGUUAUUGUAUACUGUAUCAUUUGUAUCAUUCUAAGUUAUUCUUAACUAUUGGUUUGGCGUUUCCUGGGUUUCACACACACAAAAAAAAAAGAAAAUUGAGCAAAGCAUAUGCUUCAUUUUCGUUUUGUUACAUUAUUAUAGAACAGGCUUAACAUGGAUAAUUUAUCUGGAAAGUCACCAUCCUCAACUUUAAAAUCCCUUUCUGAAUCCGCUAAUUGUCCCCCUUCUCCCUCGACUAGCGGGAAAUCUAAAACCAAAACGACUCUUCAAUCUGCAUUUCAUCGUUCAAAAGGAAAACGUCCUCCUAAACUUACUGUAACGUCCGAACUCUCUAAUGCUUCUGAAAGUUCUCCUGUCUUGUCACCAGGUUAUGCCGUAGACUCAUCUUCAGAGUCAGAACAUCGUCCAGAAUUUAGCACAUCUAGAAAUUUGUCGAAUCGCGUUUCCAGUGCAUUGAAGUUAACAAUCCCUAAACGCUGGAAGCGCUCCUCAAAACCGAAUUCUCCUCAAUCUACUUCUGCUCAUUUACCUUCCGUUUUUCAUAAAAAGCCUUACCAUGCUAGAACGAACUCCCCAGAAAAGAAACUUCACUCCUUAAGUCACUCUUCGUCUUUCCCGGCUCAGUCAUUAAAUAACCUCGACUCUCCUGUAUCUGUCAGCGAUGUUCCAAAUUCUCCAACACAGCCUAACACUUUAGGAGAGCUGGCUGCUUCGACCCUCUCUGUUCUUCCACUGCAAACUUCCAAAACGACUUUCUUUGUGGGCUCACCUUCUCGUUCUUCUAAUGAAUCUCUUGGCUCUCAUAUGUUUCGCACGAAGUCUUCAAAUUCUUUCUCUUCUAGCUUAAGCAAUCCUAGUCCAACAUCGAAUCGUUCUGCUAAUUUUGAAGAACACCGAGCUUCAUUGUCGUCUGAAUCAAAUAGACCCAGAUUAAGCCUUUCUGAUUUUUCUUUACCUUCGGUCGAAGAUGGCGAGACGCCGGCUGCCUUUUUGGACCGAUUACAAGCCUCUAUUCCUUCACGUUUUAUUCCUAGUCUUCUCUCACAGUCCAAUCUCUCUUUUAUGAAAAUUACCUUACGGAAAUAUUUGUCUAAUCUACCUCUAAAAGACAUCGCGCUAGAUAUGGCUCUCAGGAAAUUUCUUGCUCUUUAUGUUCUUCCUCAAGAAACACAGCAAAUUGAUAGAGUCUUGAGCUCCUUUUCUGAUCAAUACUAUCAUUGCAAUCCAAUGUUUUACGAAUCGUCCGACGAAUGUUAUAUUUUAACCUUUUCAUUGAUGAUUCUCCAUACGGAUUUUUACAAUACAAAUAAUCGUCAAAAAAUGACAAAAGGCGAAUUUAUUUCAAACACGAAUUUGCCCAAUAUUUUGCCUGAAAUUUUGGAAUGCUUUUAUGACAAUAUUACUUAUACUCCGUUUGUUCAUGUUGAAGAAGAUCCUAAUUCGAUAAUUUCACCUUCUAGUGACAGACCCAGUUUUUCUCAACGAUUCGGUGAUUCUCAGUUUCGGUUAUCGAAAAGAAGUUCACUAGCUACCGAAAGCGACCUCUUAGCGAUUGAGGAACAGUUAACAGGGUUUCGAAUAAAUUUGCAAUCAAUUCUUGAUUAUAAUCAUUUCGAGGGUAUUUCUAUUGUUGGCAGUUCUAUUUGCCCUAACGCCAGUGAUCAUUAUAAACAGUUUAUGACUGCCCCUUACAUACAAAUAGUGUCCCAUCGUUCACAACCCCAAGCCUUUUCUUUUCAUUUUGCUCCUGAAACGGAAAACGAAAGCACAAAUCCCGCCGUUGUGAAUAUAAAAGUGUUCAAGCUUGGGAUUGUCUUGCAGAAUGAAAGAGCUCGCAGAGAUCGAUUUAUAUCUGGAAGGGAAGUUGGUGUAUUUUUGACAAGCUCCCAACUGAUGUUCUUUAAAAAUAUUUCUUGGGUAGAAGGUUUAAUGUCACAACUGCAAGAUUUUCAGUGCUCUGCUGAAUCUCCUCCUCAUUAUUUUACUCCUUCUUUGACAUCUCUUAACCCAGAUUACAUAAUUCCACUUUCAGAUUUGGUCGCCUUUACUGAGAAGAAACCUGACAUUUAUGGUAGUUAUUCCUUUAUUAUUAAACAAAAAAAUUCCACGACUUACAUGUUCUCAACUGAAUCGGAACAAGAAAUGAACGACUGGAUACAUAAAGUAAAUUUUGUUAGCGCCUUUGCCACGUCCGGUAUAGCUCCCAGAGAAAAGCUCUGCUGUGUAGAUAGAUCGGAUAACAGCGUCAAAGCUUCAGUGAGUAUUCUUCCGGAAAUCGAAGAAGACAAGGAUGCUAUGACCAAAGUAUCUCACGAAACAGGAUCCGAAAUGUUAGAAUGCUCAAAGCUUCGGAUUUUUAUUGUUCAAAAUCGAAUUUGUAAGUUGGAGGAACGUUUACAUCAAGUGGAGUGCAAAUUCUCAGUCGAAAGAGGGAAUGUGGAAAAUCUGUUACGUAUGGCUCCAAUUCAAACACGGACACGCGUCCGUCUUGUGCGUGCCGCGAACAACUUGAAAAAGGUUUUGCGAUUGCAAAUGAUUGAGCUUUGCAAGCUUCAGUCAAGCAUUAAAAUUUUGAAGGAGGACUUGGAGUUGGAUAAUCAUUUACAACAAUAUCUUCAUUCGGUCUUUCCUUCUCCUCCGUCAUGCAACGAAAAUUCGUCCGCUGUACUGUACCCAUCAGGAUACAGUGGUAAUCGGUCGCUAUCGAACGCUUCUGUACGAAGGAAUCAGUUGAGGCUGGGAAAGAAUUCCGACUUACAAAAUUUGCGAGGUAAAUCUGGUGAAUCAGAAGCUUCGAAGACUGAAGAUCAAGGCGAAAGCGAAGAUGCAAAUCGUCCAACCGUAAAACAAGAUAUUGUCACACUCAAAGGCCAAAGACUCAGCGUUGUCGAGGUGCCAGAUGACUUCGUUCCUGAAAAGGUAGCUCAAGAAAGCAGUCAGUCAGAAACUUUAGAAGACAGCCUAAGCAUAUCUACUAGAACCACCUUGCACACAGCAGAUGCAUCGUUGCCUAGUGAAAACGAAAAUUCAUGAUUUUAUUUAAUAGAAAUUUUAUACUUAUAAAUAAAUAAAAUAAUAUAUUUAUUUUAC